AGUAAGAAGCAACAACUCCUCUUCCCAGACCUUAACAAAUCAACUAAACUUAGAUGUUAAACAAUUAAAAAGGCUCAUCACGAGUUAGCUGAUUAUUCCUAAGUCCUAACCAACCACUUCUCCGAAUAAGGACUAUAUAAAUACUCGUCCAGCUUUCAUUAGUUUCCCACCACAAGUAGAAAACAUUUCAAUACACAAUCAACACACUUCUUCUUUCUUUAAAUCCCAGCUGCAAGAGAUAAUGGCGAAAGAGUCCACCACCAUUGACAUUGGCGAAACGAGCACCGUUACAAAAAGUACAAGCCAUGCCUUGGUGGACGAGAAGAAGAAGGGUUUUGUGACAGCCGCCCCAGGAGGCGGCUACAAGAGAGGUUUGACCAUAUUUGAUUUUCUCCUCCGUUUGGCGGCCAUAGGAAUCACCAUCGGGGCUUCCUCUGUCAUGUUCACCGCCGAGGAGACACUUCCCUUCUUUACUCAGUUCUUACAGUUCCAAGCCGGUUACGAUGACUUUCCCACGUUUCAGUUCUUUGUGAUAGCUAUAGCCAUAGUGGCCAGCUAUCUCGUCCUUUCACUUCCCUUUUCCAUCGUCACUAUUGUCCGACCACUAGCAGUUGCGCCCCGGCUCAUCCUGCUCAUCUCCGACACCGUGGUCUUGACGCUUACCACAGCAGCAGCCGCUGCGGCAGCAUCAAUUGUCUACCUCGCACAUAACGGUAACGCAAACACCAAUUGGCUCCCCAUUUGUCAGCAGUUUGGAGACUUCUGCCAAACGGCAAGUACUGCAGUUGUAGCUGCAUCUAUCUCGGUUGUCUUCUUUAUCCUUCUCAUUGUCAUCUCAGCCAUUGUCCUAAAAAGGCAUUGAUCUGAAAGUUUCUGCAUGUAUAUGUUUGUGUUGUGUCGUGUGCUUUGUGCAAAAUGAAAUGAUAGAUAUAUGGUAUCAUUAAGGUGUGGUCCGAGUGGAAAAUGAAACCGGAAUUCAUGUAUUUUGUAAAGAAAUUUGUCUUGGUUCAUGUUGAAAGCUUAUCUUAAAGUUAAAAGCCGUAAAUCAUCUUACUAUCGUCUCUCUUUUGGUUUGCAUCAUUUUGACUAGAUUAUAAAUCAAAAUCCUUUUUCAGUUUCACUUCUGAAAAUUUUGAAAUUAAUCUUCUGUUAUAAAAGGGGUGGAUUCGAUGAAUAAAACCAAACAAAGAAGUGAUGAACAUUUUAAUCAUUUACAAAAAGGUCAGAUAACAUAAAUAAACCUAAACACAAAGUAUGAUUGCAAUUUCAAAGUAUACUACGUGUUUCGUUUAUCAAAAAAGGAAAAAGUGUACUGUUGGCAACCAUUUUUACGAUCAAUAUACGUUAUUUUUAGUGAUAAACGUGGAUAAAAGAAUUUAGAUGAAGAUUUCAGAAAAUUACAGUAUAUUUUAAUAUUUAAUUUACAGUAUGUUAUAAAAUUUGAACUCCUUUUUCUGAGGGCAGGAAGAAAGUAUUAUUUGUAAAAUUUAUAUGAAGUGUUGGUAAACAUAAAUUAAGGGAAUAACCUUAAAAUGAAUAUCGUAGAUAACGGUCAAACGGUAAACCCGGUCCUCGUACGAAUCGCACACCAUGAUUGAAGUACCGUAUGUGCCAAGAAAUUUAAAACCGUUUACUUUUUUUCAUUGAAUUUUUUAUCUAAACGAGUUUAGAACAAAUCAAACCCCAAGUUACUCCAAUUAUAGAACUCACGCGUCUUCAUAAACAUUGUCCUCUUCCAUCUUGUUUUUGUUUCACAAUUUUUGUUUUCUUUGCUACCCUCUCCGUUUAUUUAGUUUUGAUCCUUCUGGGUUCCUAGGAGAAAGAAAAGCAAUUCCAUUCUUCUUCAUACGUUCAAGAAUCCAUUCGAGGACGACAUCUUCCUAACAUCUUUGAUCUCUUCAAUAG
Brassica napus (rape) is the source of this 1905-nucleotide messenger RNA. Its product is annotated as casparian strip membrane protein 1. NCBI's taxonomy places the organism in Eukaryota, Viridiplantae, Streptophyta, Magnoliopsida, Brassicales, Brassicaceae. The record is from RefSeq and is a predicted model, not a curated record. The transcript is spliced from 4 exons. The coding region runs from base 242 to 862 and encodes 206 amino acids.